AUGCCCCAACCACAAACAUACCGUAGAAGGGUGUCUGUCGCUUGUGAAGUUUGCCGAAGGAAACGAAUCAAGUGUGAUGGUGCCAAACCAUCUUGUGCUGGAUGCUUGAGCUACGCGGAAAACUGCGAGUAUAAAUAUGAUAAGGAGAAACGCAAGCCACCAACCAAGCAGCACAUACAAGCUCUGAAUGCUCGUAUAGAAUUUUUGGAGUCGCAAUUAGCAAAAUAUCAGCCCCAAGAAAGCGAUAAAAUUAGUAAAACAACUCACCAGUUGCAGAGUCAGGAUGGCAAAGUGGGAAAUAAAGAUAUUUCUGGGGCUCAGUCUGAAUCCCUAGACCCUAUUGAUGAUAUCACCGAUGUCCUUGGGGGCCUAAGCAUUGGAGAAGGCGACCAGCUGCGGUACUUUGGCUCGCGCAGCAAUCUCAGCUUUAUGGAACGACAGGGAGCAAAGCCCUUUACCUUUCGCCAAAACCCAAACCGGCCAUUACAGCCAAUUGGUGUAGAUCCCGAAAUCCGAGAAGAACUCCUCGAUAUCUACUGGAAUUGGCAGAAUCCUUGGCAGUAUUUGGUUUAUCAAAAAGUGUUUCUCAGGAGUCUGGAAGCUCAAUUGGAUGAUGGAUACUGUACCCCGUUGCUUCUUCACUCCAUGCUAGCCUUGGCAGCGAGAUACUCUGAUAAUCCUAAAGUCCGCACUGUCCCUAAUGAUUCGAGUACUGCAGGUGACGGUUUCUCCCAAAAGGCCCAGGCUCUCCUGUUCGAAGAGAUCAAGGCCCCACGAGUUUCAACAAUAGUGGCCGCCGCACAUCUAUCUCUAUUUGAAAUGGCCAAGGACAAUGAACCAUCUGGUUGGAUUUACCUCGGUAUUGCCAUUCGAAUGGCAUAUAACCUAGGGCUACAUAUCAACCCACAUCUAUGGGUUUCUUCGGGAUCAAUGACUCCCGACGAGGUUGAGCUGCGGUCAAUCGCAUGGUGGGGUUGUUACAUGAUUGAAAAAUUGUUUACUGUCGGCAUUGGUCGACCAAGUAUCAUUAUUGAGCGCGAUAUACAGGUCGAUUUUCCAUCCAAUUUAGCUGAUGUUGAAUAUGGCCAAUGGAAUGGACACUCGAUAUCCUCAGUUAGCCAUCCAUCUCUAUCGUACUCUAUCACUACUUUCAUCAAGACAUGUCAACUUUUGCGAUUAGCAGCUCGUCCACUAGAUGACAUUUAUAGCCCUGGACAUAUUGUUUCCUUGACCGAAAAGAAAAGCAUAAUGACGAAGACUGAUAUAGCAUUAACUGCUCUCUAUAAUAACUUGCCAAGUGUUCUUCGCCUGCCACCAACUCCUUCAAGGCCCUUGCCACCGCAUAUGUAUUGUUUCCACAUGCACUUUUACACCUUGGUUAUUCUUCUCCAUCGACCAUUCAUCGCUAUACCUAGUGAUAACGGCCCUUCCCGUCGCUCCAUAAAUGAAUCCGCCACUACAAGCUUGGAAACAUGCAUAAAAGCCGCAGAAAAAGUAACAGUUCUGUUCAGGGCUUACGCUAAGUUCUUUACCUUGAGAAAGGUAUCGAUAUCCGUAGUUGAUCCUGCCCGUACCGCUGCAUUCAUCCAUCUUUUCAACAUGACCUCCAAAGACCGUCAAAUAAGGGAUAAAUCUAGACAGCUUUUCCUAGAAACGCUUCAUUACUUGGAGCAAAUGAGCAUCGCCUGGGGAUGGUCAAAGCGUUCAGUACGGGCACUUGGCCUGGUUUCACAGAAAUGGAGGGUCCAUGAUAUUGUGAAGAACAGGGGCCAGUCACCUGUUGACUCCUCUCUUGUGUAUCAAGACGAACGCCAAAAUCAGGGUUCAGAGAUUGCAGGUAGCUUUGAUGCAUGGCUGCAGGACCCAUUGGACUUACCAUUAGCGGUUCAGGCUGCGGAAGAUAGUAGCCCUUUGCUUGGAGGGAGCUUACAUAUGGAUCAGGAGUUGUUCAAUCCCCACAAUUUUCUAUCCGCAGGUGAUGAUGCAUUCUUGUCGGGUCCUCUUCCCGAUACCGACUGGGAGCAUGGGUUCGAUCUAUGA
Aspergillus luchuensis is the source of this 2040-nucleotide messenger RNA. RefSeq lists its product as uncharacterized. Gene Ontology annotation, molecular function: DNA binding; DNA-binding transcription factor activity, RNA polymerase II-specific; zinc ion binding. Gene Ontology annotation, biological process: regulation of DNA-templated transcription; DNA-templated transcription. NCBI's taxonomy places the organism in Eukaryota, Fungi, Ascomycota, Eurotiomycetes, Eurotiales, Aspergillaceae. The record is from RefSeq and is a predicted model, not a curated record. Bases 1 to 2040 code for a protein of 679 amino acids. The transcript has 8 exons.